This is a messenger RNA of Entrophospora sp. SA101, 918 nucleotides long. The record is from the annotation of a GenBank genome assembly. NCBI's taxonomy places the organism in Eukaryota, Fungi, Glomeromycota, Glomeromycetes, Entrophosporales, Entrophosporaceae.
AUGCAUUUAAAUGGUGGUGACAGUAAAAAUAUUAUGAAACACAAGCAAAUAUCAAUAGCACCACCAUCAUUAUUGGCAUCACCAUUGGAAUUAUCAAACACAAUCAAUGAAUCAAUUAGAACAAAAAAUAACAAUUCAAUUUUUGAUUCUAUAUUUGAUGAACUAGGAAUACCCCAAAAUACUGAUCCUCUAAAAUGGUGGGCUGAAAAGAAAAAUGAAUUUCCUUUAAUGUCAGAAUUAGCAUUGAAAUAUUUGUGUGUAAGCGCAACUUCAGUGCCAUCUGAAAGGCUUUUUUCAGACAUUGGAAACCAGAUCACCAAAAAACGUAAUAAUUUAUCUACAGAUAAUAAUCAAAACAUAACACAUAUUCAAAUGUCAACUACUAUUCAAAAUAUCGAUCAAGUAUCUACAGAUGCUAAGUCCUCUAUUCCAACCUGGCAAGAUAUCGAAAAAGCUAUAGUUAAUAUAGUAAAAGCAGGCGUCUAUUAUAAAAAAGAAAAGGAUGGCAAGUUUAUGCAAAAUUAUAAAAAGCGAUAUACUGAAUUACAUCAAGCUGAAGAUCCAGAUAUUUAUAUCUUGAACAAUGCAAAGAGAAUAUAUCCUAAUGAGGAUAAAUAUAUAUCAAUGAAAAGUCAAUAUCAGGAAUGGUAUAAAAAUGAACCAAAAAUUCUUCAAGCUGUAUUAAAACUUAGUGAUUUAUAUUAUCAAUUAGCCAAAAACCACUUUGCUACUAAUGAAGAAAUCGAAGAAGAAGCAGAUGACUUAGCAUAUACAUGUUUUAAUUUUCGAGCUUCAGCAGGAGACAUACCAAUUAAUCGGGUUUUAGUAUUAUCUAUCUUUUCAAGAAAUAUAGGAAGAUCAUUCACCCAAGCUCUACAACGUUCCAUUGGAGGUAAUAACAACUCUACACCAUCUUGA